AUGGAUCUGGAUAAACACUCCGUCUGGGGCUCCCUGAAACAGCGGACCAGACCCUUGCUAAUCAACUUGAGCAAGAAGAAGGUGAAAAAGAACCCAAGCAAACCCCUGGACUUAAGGGCAAGGCAUCACCUGGACCGGCGGCUCAGCCUCUCGGUGCCCGACCUCCUGGAGGCCGAAGCCUUGGCUCCGGUGGGGCGGCCUUACUCGGGGCCCCAGUCAUCCUACACCUCGGUGCCCAGCAGCCUGUCCACCGCAGGGCUGCUGCCUAAGAGCAGCAGCAGCUCCUUGAAGCAGUCCGAGGAAGAGCUGGAGUGGAGCCAGGAGGAGAGCAGCCACCUGCAGGUGGAGGAGACGGACUCCGAGGAGGCCCGGGCCUCCCCAGCUGCACACAGGCGGGCGUCCGGCCAGGGGACCUGCGAGGCCCAGAAAACCCCCUUUGGCCACGAAGCUCCAGAGGAGCUCGAGAAGCUCGGUGGAACGAGGGACCUGAAUGCCUCUAUGACAUCUCCGAAUUUUGAAGAUCAAUCUACUGUUGGGGAAGCAGGCGACUGCGUGAGCAGCCUCCAGAACCCCUUUGCCUACCUCCUCACCAUACACCUGAAGGAAGGCCGCAACCUGGUUGUGCGGGAUCGCUGUGGCACAAGUGAUCCCUAUGUGAAAUUUAAGCUGAAUGGGAAGACACUUUACAAAAGCAAAGUGGUGUAUAAGAACUUGAACCCCAUUUGGGAUGAGAUAGUUGUGUUACCAAUCCAAAGCCUUGAUCAGAAGCUACGUGUGAAGGUGUAUGAUCGAGACUUGACCACAUCUGAUUUCAUGGGCUCUGCAUUUGUUAUUCUCAGUGAUCUUGAACUUAACAGGACAACUGAACAUAUUUUAAAAUUGGAAGAUCCAAACAGUUUGGAAGAUGACAUGGGAGUGAUCGUGCUCAGUUUAAAUUUAGUAGUGAAACAAGGUGACUUCAAGAGACACCAGUGGUCAAAUCGGAAGCGGUUAAGUGCCAGCAAGUCCUCUUUGAUACGCAACCUACGGCUCUCAGAGUCCUUGAAAAAGAACCAACUCUGGAACGGGAUUAUAAGUAUCACGCUGCUGGAAGGCAGGAACGUCUCGUAUGGGAGCAUGGCCGAGAUGUUUGUUCAGUUAAAACUGGGAGACCAGAGGUAUAAGAGUAAGACACUGUGUAAGAGUGCAAAUCCGCAGUGGCAGGAACAGUUUGACUUUCACUACUUCUCUGACAGGAUGGGCAUUUUGGACAUUGAAGUGUGGGCAAAGGACAGCAAAAAGCACCAGGAACGUCUGGGCACGUGUAAAGUGGACAUCUCUGCACUCCCGCUGAAGCAGGACAACUGCUUGGAGCUGCCACUGGACAACUGUGUGGGAGCCCUCCUCCUGCUAAUCACACUGACGCCCUGUGCAGGCGUCUCCAUCUCUGAUCUGUGUGUCUGCCCGUUAGCAGACCCCAGCGAGAGGGAGCAGAUCACUCAGAGAUAUUGCUGGCAGAACUCCCUGAGAGAUAUGAAGGACGUUGGGAUUUUACAAGUGAAGGUUUUAAAGGCAGUGGAUCUCCUAGCCGCAGAUUUCCCAGGCAAGAGUGACCCUUUCUGCCUGCUGGAGUUAGGCAACGACCGGCUUCAGACGCACACCAUUUACAAAACUCUCAACCCCGAGUGGAACAAAGUUUUCACAUUCCCCAUUAAAGAUAUCCAUGAUGUUUUGGAAGUGACAGUGUUUGAUGAAGAUGGAGAUAAACCCCCAGAUUUUCUUGGAAAAGUUGCCAUUCCCUUGCUAUCUAUUAGAGAUGGGCAGCCAAACUGUUAUGUGCUGAAAAAUAAAGAUUUAGAGCAAGCUUUCAAAGGAGCAAUUUACUUAGAGAUGGACCUCAUAUAUAAUCCGGUCAAGGCAAGCAUCAGGACCUUCACCCCCAGAGAAAAGCGCUUUGUUGAAGACAGCCGCAAGCUGUCCAAAAAGAUCUUAUCGAGAGACGUGGACCGCGUGAAGAGGAUCACCGUGGCGAUAUGGAACACGGUCCAGUUUCUCAAGAGCUGUUUCCAGUGGGAAUCCACAUCAAGAAGUGCGGCAGCCUUCGUGGUGUUUUUGGUCACCGUCUGGAACUUUGAGCUGUACAUGAUCCCCUUGGCUUUGCUGCUGCUCUUUGUCUACAAUUUCCUCAGACCCAUGAAAGGCAGAGUCGGCAGCAUCCAGGAGAGCCAGGAGACCCCAGACCUGGAGGAGGAGGAGGAUGAAGAUGACAAGGAGUCUGAGAAAAAGGGGUUUAUUGAAAGAAUCUACAUGGUACAAGAUAUUGUUUCAACUGUCCAGAACAUCUUGGAGGAAGUAGCUUGUUUUGGAGAAAGAAUUAAAAACACGUUUAACUGGACGGUCCCGUUCCUCUCGCUGCUGGCCUGUCUGCUGCUGCUGGUAGCCACCGUCGCUUUGUACUUCAUUCCGCUGCGGUACAUCAUUUUAAUCUGGGGCAUAAACAAGUUUACUAAGAAGCUUCGAAAUCCCUAUUCCAUCGACAAUAAUGAGCUACUAGACUUCCUCUCCAGGGUACCGUCUGAUGUUCAAAAGGUGCAGUACGCAGAAUUGAGACCCUGUGGUAACCACAGCCCCGUUCGGAAGAAGCGCAGUGCUCUCUAG
This is a messenger RNA of Lepus europaeus (European hare), 2637 nucleotides long. RefSeq names its product multiple C2 and transmembrane domain containing 2 (gene MCTP2). The transcript has 22 exons. NCBI's taxonomy places the organism in Eukaryota, Metazoa, Chordata, Mammalia, Lagomorpha, Leporidae. Bases 1 to 2637 code for a protein of 878 amino acids. Gene Ontology annotation, cellular component: synaptic vesicle membrane. Gene Ontology annotation, molecular function: calcium ion binding. The record is from RefSeq and is a predicted model, not a curated record. Gene Ontology annotation, biological process: regulation of neurotransmitter secretion.